CCGGAGGAGAAGGUUGUUGUGUGGAGGGAAGGGGAAGGCGGAGUUUCCCCGUUACUGCGAGAUGUGCUGAGGCGAUGGUGCCGCCGUCCUCCCCGCUCCUGGCCCUCCUCGUUCUCCUCCUUUUCCCCGGCGAGCAAGGCCUCUCCCAGAGACACCUGAGGGGCGGAAGAAGAAGGGCCCCGGGGCCCCCCGUCGUCUUGGUGCCAGGAGAUUUGGGUAAUCAGCUAGAAGCGAAGUUGAACAAGCCAUCGGUUGUGCACUACCUUUGCUCCAAGAAGACGGAGAGCUACUUCACCAUAUGGCUGAACUUGGAACUGCUGCUUCCGGUCAUCAUUGACUGCUGGAUCGAUAAUAUCAGGCUUGUAUACAAUCAGACUAGUGGUGCCACUGGACCACCAGAUGGGGUUGACAUCAAAGUCCCUGGAUUUGGACACACUUUCCCCUUGGAAUUCCUUGACCCCAGCAAAAGAAGUGUUGGGACCUACUUCUAUACCAUGGUGCAGCAUUUGGUUGAUCUGGGCUAUCAGCGGGAUGAAGAUAUUAGAGGGGCUCCAUACGAUUGGCGGAAGGCACCAAAUGAGAACCAAUACUACUUUGUGGCACUCCGCAAGCUGAUUGAGAGCAUGUAUGAAGAGUAUGCUGAACCAGUGGUCUUAAUUGCCCACAGCAUGGGGAAUAUGUACACCCUUUACUUCCUCAAGCACCAGCCUCAGGACUGGAAAGACAAAUACAUCCGGGACUUCGUGUCGUUGGGCGCUCCGUGGGGUGGAGUGGCCAAAACGCUCCGAGUGCUGGCGUCAGGUGACAACAACCGGAUCCCGGUCAUCAGCAGCCUUAAGAUCAGAGACCAGCAGCGUUCUGCCGUUUCGACCAACUGGUUGCUCCCUUACAACUACACAUGGCCUGAAGACAAGAUCCUUGUCAGCACGCCAACUGCUAACUAUACGCUCCGAGAUUACCACAAGUUCUAUACCGACAUUGGUUUUGAGGACGGCUGGCGCAUGAGGGAAGAAACGGAGGCCUUGGUGUAUGAGAUGCCACCUCCGGGGGUGCGUAUCCAUUGCCUCUACGGCACUGGCGUGGACACCCCAGACUCCUUCUUCUACGACAGCUUCCCAGACAAGGAGCCUAAAAUCUUCUACGGCGACGGGGAUGGGACGGUGAACCUGCAGAGUGCCUUACAGUGCCACAGGUGGGUGGGUCGGCAGAAGCAUGAAGUGAGGCUCCAGGAGCUGCCGGGAAGCGAGCACAUCGAGAUGCUCUACGAUCCUCAGACCAUUUCCUAUGUGGAGAAGGUUCUCUUUGGCUCCUGAUGCAUUGCAGAACAUUUCUUUGACACUUGACGGGGUCUCUUUAAGAGGAAAAGUCGAUUAUUUUGGACCCAUAUUGAAAAGCUGGCUUGUUGGGACUUGCUGGGAAUCUGUGUUGAUGUCAGUUAGGGAUCACUCAUCUCUGAUUAGUGCUCAUAACACUGUAGCGUCCUACAUUGAAAAGGCUCAGCCCAGCUGCAUUUAGGCACCUCUAGUGCAAUACCCACUGUACAUAUAGUUGAAUGUAUCAGGGAGGACUUUCUGUACGUGCAGAGCGACAGAGACAAUGUUAGGACAGCACAAGGCUCCUCGAAUGGUCCUAAAUGGUGGAAGCUGCCAUUAAAUGAGCACACACAUGAUUCAAUAUUACAGUGGUGCCAUCCAGUCAGGUAUUGCUCUUGGAGGAGAUGAACAUUUGUGUCCUGAUAGGGUCUUUACACCACUAAGGUGUUUGUAAGGUGGAGGUAAAGAAGCAGAAGGCUCCAGACUUCCGUAAGUGCAUCUCUGAAAUUCUGAUUUGUCUGUCUGUGGUCCUAAAGAUUCAUAUUGUAAACGCUUUCUGGAAGGAAGUGGAUUUUCAGUGUUGUUGAGGGACAUUAGCUGCUGUUUGAAUGCUUGUGUGACUGUUAUUUAUUGUUCCAAAAGGCCAAGGCUGCUCCAGGAAUGUUCUGGGUGAGAUGUGUCCUUCUUUCAAUCUAGAGUGGCCACUUGACAGCAUUUGCAAGCUGCCGGCUGCACUGCUUUUGUUACUGGAGUGAGUUUCCUGAAUUCUUGGCUGUUACUUGGAUACAGCGUCUUGAAGGGAGAGUCCAUUUUUCUUACACUAUGACCCCUCUUCUGUAUUUUGCUGACUUUAUUUCCUAGGAAGGGGAGCACAUUUGGAGCUGCAAUUGGAGGACAUGCCCCUAGAGAACACAUUAGAGCAGGCAUGGGCAAACUUUGGCCCUCCAGGUGUUUUGGACUCCAACUCCCACCAUUCCCAACAGCCUACCGGCUGUUAGGAAUGGUGGGAGUUGGAGUCCAAAACACCUGGAGGGCCAAAGUUUGUCAAGUUUACACAUCAUGCUUGUAAUGACCCACAGAAGGCCUUAUGGCUGAGCGAUGUGCCAAAUGACCAGCAAAAAGAAUGUCCAGCAGUUGCCUGGCACAAAUAACCCCGAUGCCUUGAAUCCAGCAUAUUACUGAGUGUGGGUCGAAAUCUAGCUAAGGCCUGUGUUUGAAACCCUGAAAGCACAAAAUCCAGGAAAGUUAUACGACAAUGCCCCAGAGAGCUAAAAGUUCCGGGCGAACCAAACUCGGAAACAACAAUAUCCUGGAGAGCUAAAAGUUUUGAGCAAGCCGAAAUCGAAAACAACAAUGUCCUGGGGAGCUAAAAGUUCCGAGUGAGCUCAGCUCAUAAACUACAAUGUCUUGGAGAGCUAAAAGUUCC
Molecule: messenger RNA, 2739 nt
Organism: Anolis sagrei ordinatus
Lineage: Eukaryota; Metazoa; Chordata; Lepidosauria; Squamata; Anolidae
Gene: PLA2G15
Product: phospholipase A2 group XV
Biological process (GO): phosphatidylcholine metabolic process; ceramide metabolic process
Cellular component (GO): lysosome
Source: RefSeq, a predicted model, not a curated record